Molecule: messenger RNA, 1017 nt
Organism: Protopolystoma xenopodis
Lineage: Eukaryota; Metazoa; Platyhelminthes; Monogenea; Polystomatidea; Polystomatidae
Source: the annotation of a GenBank genome assembly
AUGGAUACUUUGAUUACAGAGAUAUCAAGUCAGAGCAACCAGCGUCUUGUGGCAUGUUUGGCCACACUGCAUCUCUUCACUAAGAUAAGGCCCGAACUUAUGGUGCAGCACACCAUGUUACUGACGCCAUACCUCACCAUCCGCUGCAAAGAGCCCGCUGAUUCUCACAUUCUGCACUACGUUGCCCGGAUCCUUGAAGUUACUGUACCACUUAUGGAGCAUCCAAGUGAAUCAAUGGUAGCUCAGCUGGAGGAAGAUAUGGUUCGUUUGACACUCCGUCAUGGGAAAAUGGUGCUCGAGUCGUGUGUGGCCUGUCUCGGUGCUGUGGUCAAUCGUGUUUCAAAAAAUUACACCUUAGUGCGCGACUGUUUCUCACGAUUCUUCACUGCGCUUACCCGAUUUCGACAAGAUUUAGCUUCUGAUCCGGAACGCAAGAUUUCAGCCAGCAUGCGACCAUCCAUUUUACGCGCUCUUUUCACUAUUGGCUUGCUAUGCAAAUAUUUCGACGCAGACGUGUUUCAAACAGAUCCGAGGUUAAGCAUCAGGGAUCAGGUUUUCGACACACUUAUGUUUUUUACGGAACAAGUGAAGACAGACCUAGAGAUGCGCAAGAAAGCUCUUUCUGGUCUUGGCUUUCUUUGCACUAGACAUCACGAACUUCUCUGUGGUCACCGUCUCUGUCGGUUCUAUCAUGAUCUUUUACGGUCACCUGGGAUGCCGCAAUCUGCCUACGACAUUUAUAGAGCAAAUUCCAAGAAGUCCAUUCGUCCAAGUGACUUGGUUGAUGCCACCAGUGCUCCGGAAGAUGAGACGGAAAAUGCGGAGAAACGAGAGAGUGAUGACUGCACUCAAUCACAGGAUGACUCUAAUUUGCUUCCCUCUGUUUCAGAGGUUGACAAGCAAGCAACAGAACAACAAGAGGCGAUUCUUGAACUUAAAUGUGUUGUUCUGGGAAAUCUUUUAACAUUUUUUCUUGAGGAAGAGAAGCGCAUGCUGGAGGCAGACGCCAAAUGUUAG